AGGAAGCGGAGGCUGAGAUGGUGAGAGCAACAGGUCUCUGAGAGAUUCUCUUCACCCGUUCAGCGUUUUGGAUUGCUGGUCUGGACGCCUGUUAAAGGGAGAAGAUGAUCUGCAGGAUCCUGCUGCUCAUCAUCCUCAACUCAUGUCUCUGUGCAGCAACAUUUGUAGUGAAUGUGACACAGAGCUCCUAUCAGGCAGAGGAGAACCACAGCAUCACUCUGGAGUGGACCUUCACCACCACACCUGAUGGAUCCUGGAGAGAUCUGUUCAUCUACUGCAGCUUGUUAACUCCUAGGAAAGAAUUAGUCUUGUAUCAGGUCCUUGAUGGUGUUGAGGUGUCAGAGUCUCAGGAUGAACAGUUUUCAGGACGAGUCCAGAGUGACAAAGACGUCCUCAGAGAAGGACGAAUCAGACUCCAUGUGUCCAGACUGAGGACUGAAGACUCUGGACAGUGUUACUGUGAUGUGAAGACUGAUGAUGGAUCUGGUUCUGCAGGGACCAGCAUCACAGUCUCUGAACCAAAGUCAGCCAAAAUGACGACAACAGAAUCGGCUCCACAGAAUGUGACCAUCAGUACCGGACCCCGGUCCAGGCUGCCUCUGUGUGUUGCUGUUAUUUCCUUCAUCAUUUCUCUGAAUUUAAUUUUCAUCUUCACACUUAAAACGAACAAGAAAUUUAAAGAGAAACUCCUGAGACAAGCCUCCACCUUGGAGUGUGGAUGCCUUGCUCAAGAGCAGGUCUGUGUUCAUGUAGAUGGGAGCUCCAUGAGGUCUUCUCUCCUGCAGCUUUCUGAGGGCUCGGAUUCAAACCAGCAACUGCAGCAUCAAGGAAAGCCUGGAGAAGAGCUGAGCCUUCAGUCAGAGGACCAUGGAUGAUGGGUCCAGAGAGACUCAUGAUUUCUCUGCACCUUUAUUUCUCUCAUCAGCUCUGCAGUCGGUCUGUUCCUCAGCAAAUGUUGGAGGACUUUAACCUAAAGCAACAGAAGACCUGCUGCUUGUUUGACUCUGGACUCUGUUGUUGUUCUACUGGAGCGCCCCCUUCUGGUCGCUGCAUGACUCUGCAGAAAACCCCCAAACUUUCAGACCAAGAAGUUCUGGAUUUAUUUUCAAGAAGAGAGAAAAAAUCUAAGGUUUUUAGACCAAAAAAGAAACGAAUUUUUGUAUAGACAGAGCAGCUGUUUUUAGUGAUGUUGCUUUCAUUUAUUUCUAUUGUUUAACCUUUAUGUGAAACUGAUCUGGUAUCAUGUUUAUUUUUGAUGUUUUAGUUUUUGAGCCCAUAUCUAAAUACAUGUUGAACAUGUUUGAACUGUGAACGUUGCCAAAAGACUAUCUGUAGAUCAGAGUCAGCUGUAGAGUGUUAGGAAGAAAUAUUUUAAAUCCUUAUCUGGACGUGUUCUUGUAGAAGAUGUGCAGUAGGGAUGUUAUAGUUGUUUUUUUUUUAUAAAGCUGGUCAGUAACAGCUGCUGGGUGCUGUAGACACCAAAGCUAAAGUCAAACAGCCUGGAUUAUUGGCUGAUUUCUUAAACCUAGAUGUAUUUUGCUGCUUGAACCUGGAAGCACUUUAACUGAGACCCAAUGAUGUUAGUUAUUCACACAGAACUGACAGUUAAAAGUACAGAAAAAGAGAAAAUGUAAAAAGCUCAGAGUAAUAAUUCACAUCCUGUCACUAGUAGGAAGCAGAGCUUUUAUUGUAAGUGAACCACGGGUUUAUUUCUGCUUUAUUUCAACAUGAUGGAUUCUUUGCAAGGCAAGGCAAGGCAAAUUUAUUUAUAUA
Messenger RNA from Fundulus heteroclitus (mummichog), 1773 nucleotides. RefSeq lists its product as uncharacterized. The coding region runs from base 105 to 875 and encodes 256 amino acids. Lineage: Eukaryota; Metazoa; Chordata; Actinopteri; Cyprinodontiformes; Fundulidae. Gene Ontology annotation, cellular component: external side of plasma membrane. Gene Ontology annotation, biological process: cell surface receptor signaling pathway; negative regulation of T cell proliferation; immune response. The record is from RefSeq and is a predicted model, not a curated record. The transcript is spliced from 6 exons.